Messenger RNA from Brenthis ino (lesser marbled fritillary), 720 nucleotides. The record is from the annotation of a GenBank genome assembly. Lineage: Eukaryota; Metazoa; Arthropoda; Insecta; Lepidoptera; Nymphalidae.
AUGCCCCGUCUCGAGCAGCCACCACCGGAAGACUUUCGUCGUGUUUUGCGCGAAAAGGCCUUAAGUCAUAGUUUGUUUUACCUGAAGCUCGGCGCAGGAGUGCCUCCAGGGCAGGCCAAAGAGCAAGCGUCUUUGUCGAGGCGAGCGAGCGACAGUACGGGCAUGCGUGCGCCGCCGACCGCGCGCGUCUCUCGACACGCGCAACCGCGCGUCUCGGAACUACUUCGACGAUUUGAACCUGGUCCGAUGCAAUAUCUACGUAUACCACGCGCUUCCAGUCCUCAUGAAGAUAUCAGCUCGUCAGAUGAUGAUGACAGAGCAGCUGUGAGGCGUCGCAGCCGAGAUCUGAGUGACGACUCGGCGGUAGAAGUGGAACCGAGAAGACGGCAUUCGCACCCUCGCGAUAUAACCCCACCGCCGGACGCUAUGUCGCCUAGACGGGAGAUGACGUUGAUAGAAGCUCAUGUAGUGGAACUAGGCAGGCGGGGCAGCGAAGGGUGCGAGACAAGGGGCAGGUGUGUGAGAACCCCAAGCGUGGUGGUCAGUGAUUAUUCUGAUGGUGUGGCAGUGGGCGCUACAGAGGAGGAGGUGGAUUGGCUAAGGUCGAGGUCUCUGUCAGCAGAUUCAGCAUGCUCGUCGUGCUCUACUCUCUCCAGCCGCGAUGAUGAGGAAUUCGAGUCUCCAACGCUACCCAAAAAGGCAAGUCUUUUGUUAUUAUUU